Phycomyces blakesleeanus NRRL 1555(-) is the source of this 1886-nucleotide messenger RNA. RefSeq lists its product as hypothetical. Lineage: Eukaryota; Fungi; Mucoromycota; Mucoromycetes; Mucorales; Phycomycetaceae. The transcript has 12 exons. The record is from RefSeq and is a predicted model, not a curated record. Gene Ontology annotation, biological process: protein localization to membrane. Gene Ontology annotation, cellular component: membrane. The coding region runs from base 1 to 1776 and encodes 591 amino acids.
AUGACUAAAGCGACCCUAGUAGCUCUACUGCUACUUCUUGUAGGGAGCGUGUGGGCAGAUGAACACAAUCAUGUGUAUGAGAAAGGAGAAGAGGUGGUAGCAUGGAUGGAUACAGUCAGACCAAUUCACAAUCGUCAGGAGACCUAUCCUUACUAUCAACUCCCAUUCUGCCAUGGAGACAGUGCUGUUCAGCAUCAUCAUGAAACAUUUGGUGAAGCGCUUCAGGGCAUGGAUCUUAUCAACUCUGGAAUUUCUAUUCGAUACCUGACUGAUGUGGAGGAUCAACCUCUCUGUACAAAGAAGCUGAAUCAAGAAGAUAUCGCCAUGUUUGAAUCUGCAGCAAUGAAUGCAUAUUGGUUUACAAUGUUCAUCGAUGACCUGCCGAUCUCUGGUCCAGUCGGAACUCGUUUAGCUAAAGCUGAAUUUGAUGAUAGCUCCCCGGUUCAACGGAAAGAAUACUAUAUAUUUACUCACAAGAAUCUUUUGUUUGAAUACAAUGCGGACAGAAUUAUUUCGGUGAAACUCCAAAUGGGUAAUCCAGUAAAGGUCACAGAUGUUGUACCUUUCGAAAUGUCCUUUAGUUACUCUGUUCAAUGGCAGCAAACAUCAAUUGAGUUUGAGGAUCGCUUCAAAUUGUUGCUUGAAACUGACUUUUUUGAACACAAGGUACACUGGCUUUCGAUUUUCAGUUCGUUUAUGAUGGUGCUCUUCCUGACUGGCCUGGUGUCUGUUAUCCUGUUGAGAACAAUCAAGAGCGAUUAUGCUCGUUAUGACCGUGAAGAGGGACCAGCAGAUUUUGAUAGAGACUUUGGGGAUGAUUAUGGAUGGAAACAGGUUCAUGGAGAUGUUUUUAGACAACCUCCACGCUUGAUGUUGUUGUCGGCUUUUAUGGGUACUGGAAGUCAAUUGGUGAUCCUGGCGGGUGUGGUGAUUUUAUACACAAUUGUUGGAGGACUAUACACAGAAAGAGCCACAAUUUUGACGGCUACUGUUUUCUUGUACGCGGUUACAUCUGCGGUGGCAGGGUUUACAAGUGCGAGGUACUACGCUUGCUGGGGAGGCAAAGAUUGGGUGAAAACUGUUAUUCUCACUGCAAGUCUGUGGCCUGCUAUGGUAGUGUGCGUGGGUGGCUACAUUAACAGCGUUGCGAUCUACUAUUCCAGCUCUCGUGCAAUUGCAUUUCCAAUUAUGUUGGCUAUGGUUGCUAUAUGGACGUUCCUCUGUUUCCCAUUGACUUUGCUUGGUGCAAUUAUGGGUAGAAACUGGAAGAGGCCGGCCGACUUCCCUUGUCGUGUGAACCCUAUCCCGAGACCUAUUCCAGAGAAGGUCUGGUACGCUGAACCCCUGAUGAUUAUCGCAUUGGGUGGAAUUCUUCCUUUUGGAUCGAUCUUUAUUGAGAUCUACUUUAUCUUCACCUCGUUCUGGACCUACAAGAUCUAUUAUGUAUAUGGUUUUAUGUUGCUGGUGUUCUGCAUUCUCUUGAUUGUCAGUGCCUGUGUAGCUAUCGUGAGCACAUAUUUCCUGCUCAACUCUGAAGACCAUCGCUGGCAUUGGGUGAGCUUCAUGACAUGUGCUUCUACAUCGGCCUACAUAUAUUUGUACUCUAUCUAUUAUUUCUUUGCGAAAACGAGAAUGACUGGUCUCUUCCAGAUCAGCUUCUACUUUGGAUACACUGCCCUCCUGUCACUUGGGAUGUUUUUCAUGCUAGGCUAUGUAGGGCACACAUUUGCAACCAUCUUUGUACGUAGAAUAUAUCAAAGUGUCAAGAUUGAUUGAUUCUUUUUUUUGGUUUUUAUUUUGAUUUCCUUAAAUUUUAUAUAUAUAUAUGUUAAACACAAAAUCGCACGCAAAAAAUUACAGCUAAAUAAAUACACAAUAUUAUACAC